Messenger RNA from Caenorhabditis briggsae, 3213 nucleotides. Gene Ontology annotation, molecular function: RNA-DNA hybrid ribonuclease activity; nucleic acid binding. The transcript has 6 exons. The record is from RefSeq and is a predicted model, not a curated record. Bases 1 to 3213 code for a protein of 1070 amino acids. NCBI's taxonomy places the organism in Eukaryota, Metazoa, Nematoda, Chromadorea, Rhabditida, Rhabditidae.
AUGAUCGAGGAUUCUGGAGAAAGGCCUGCGCAGGAUCCAAACGAGUUCGCUGUGGAUAGUUUUGCUACCAAGGUAGCUGAAAGCGUAGAGAGCAAGCUGUUCGGGAUUAAUCUCCUGUCACGGAUGCAAGGAUUCCAGGAGGAGAAGGCGCCAACGUUGAAGCAAAAAGGAUAUCAAUAUCAGGCGGAUUUCAACGUACAAGUCAUCAACAUGUUAGCGGAAGCUAAGAGGAAAGGAAGUUUCGAGGAAGCGAUUGACAAGGCUUCAGCGAUGCUCCGGAAACGAAAUCAGGAGAUUGUGUUGCUAGACAGAAAUCCAGCAGCUCUCAAACAGGUCGAAAGUAUGCGUGCAAUUUCGGAAUUGACGGGAACAUCGGAUUCAAGUGACACGAAGCUUUUGGCUUGGCGUCGAUUCUCGCUAGAGAAGAACCGAGUGCUUCGAGAAGACCAGGCCCAUCGAGGCAGUUGUUUCGAUAUUCGGACUUCGGGGGACGGCGCCCUGAAGUCCGGCAAUUCGCAGCCCAUCAACACCAUUACCAGCCAAGACCCUUCCGAAGAAUGCACGAAGCAGACGGUUUGGGAGCUCAUCCUACAAAACGAGCGGUUAUCCACUGUUACAAUUGUGGAGAAGGAGGACAUUACGCCAAUCAAUGUGCGAAACCAAGGUAUGGUUAAUCCAAAUUUAACGUCUAGUAAAGCCAAAUUUUGGGCUAGUAUUCCAGUUACUCCGUGGAUUUUAGAAGUAGUAGAAAGAGGUUUUGAGAUUAUAUUAAUUGAGAAUUUUAAAUUACCACAUCCUCUGGGGAUAAGAAGAAUGUCGAACAGAUUGUUAGAUUUCGUUCAUGAAGAAGUGGGGAAAUUAUUGGAAGCAGGAGUAGUGGUGGAAACAAUCAAUCCGAUAGUAUGUAGUCCACUUCAAGUAGCGGAUAAUGGGAAGAAGUUAAGAUUGAUUCUAGACUUAACAGCGCUAAACAAGGGAAUUGAGACACCUAGGUUUCGAUUAGAAGAUUGGAGAGCGGUAUGGUCAUUCCUAGAAAAAGCGAAUUAUGCUGCGACUUUCGAUUUUAAGAGUGGGUAUCAUCACAUCAAAAUCGCCGAUCCCUCUUCUGACCUUUUAGCUUUUUCACUGUCAGAUCCCCCACUAGCUCCUUUUUAUAAGUUUACAGCACUGCCGUUUGGGCUGAGCUCAGCUCCAUGGCUUUUUACCAAGGUUUUUAGGCCUUUAGUGGGCAGAUGGAGAGAAAAGGGGGUAAAAAUUUUCCUAUAUAUUGAUGACGGGUUAAUAUUAGCGAAGACGAGGGAAGAAGCGGUAGAAGCGGUGAGAUUAGUAAGAGAGGGGCUGGCAGCAGCAGGUGUAACAGUAGAAGAAGAAAAAUCGUUCUGGACACCGAGUGAACAGUUUACUUGGUUAGGUAUUAAAUGUGACCUGGUCACUAAGUCAAUCAGAUUGACAGAAUCUAGAGAAGUUUCCCUGGGAAAUCAGUUAGAUAAGAUGAAAAAGAGCAAAGCGCCAACGAUCCUGGAUCGUCAAAAGUUAUGCGGUUUCAUUUCUUCAAUGUCUAUUGUUGCAGAAUGUGAGUCAGUGCAGCGGCAACGACAUCUGGCGGCCACAGUGGCGAGGGUGACUUCCGGCAACCCAAAAAAGCAACACCUUCAAGUGUCAAUGUCUCAGAGUGAGUUGUUUGAAGUUGAAUUCUGGGAGAGAAAGCUAAAGAAGGGAGACUUAGUGAGAAAUAUAAACGAAGAACAAUUUGAUCCUACUUGGUACCUAUACACUGAUGCUUCAGCAGAAGGAAUGGGAGCAGUUCUUAAAAAUAGCAGAAAAGAGACAGUUUGGCAAGCGUCAGAGAUAGGUGAUGUGAGUUUCCGAAAGGAAUCUAGCGCUUUGAGAGAGCUGAGGGCGGUGGAGUUCGCGACAAGAACACUGAGAGAGCAGAUAAGAGGCGCGAUUUCUAUACACUCGGAUAGUCAGGCGGCAGUGUCAGUACUGAAGAAAGGUUCGAUGAAACUAGAGUUGCAUAAGGUAGCGGAGAGAGUAUGGGACAGUGUAGAGCAAAUUGGGCCGGCAAGGUUCUUGUGGAUUCCCCGCGAGGAAAACACAGAAGCUGAUGCAGCAAGCAGAGAGUUUGAUACAGAUGACUGGGGAGUACAAAACUGGGCGUUUGAAUGGGCCCAGAAGAGAUGGGGUCACGUAAAAUGCGAUCUGUUCGCUUCAGAGAGAAAUGCUAAACACAGUGUUUACUUUUCCAGAUAUCCCGAGCCCACCUCCAGCGGAACCGACGCUUUUGACCAUUUCACGUGUGCAGCAAAGUCCCUUACUUGGUGGGUACCUCCGCCUGUUUUGGUGCCAAAAUUGAUUCAAGUAGCUAGAAGGAAUAGGUGCAGGGGAAUUUUAGCGACACCGUUGUGGAAGACACACCCGUCCUAUUUAGCUUUGGUUGACCAGAACGGAAAUUUCAUUAGAGAAAUAAGAGACCUUAGAACUUUUCCCACUGAACCCCAAGGCUUUUCUGGUUCUAGCAUUCUACACACCAUAUCCAUCAUAAAUAAACCUGUAUCAUCCAUAAUUUUCGUUUGUAGUCUUAUAUUUCAGCGUAGGACUAGAGAAAACAAUUUCUCCAUGACACGCAGUGGAGAGGAGAAUUGUUUGUUUUCUCUGGGAUUAGCUGGUACCUUUGCGCGCUCCGGGGAUCCCGCCACGAAAGAGGGGAGAGAGGGGGAAGCGCCGCCCAUCGGGCCUCCAGUCUACGUGUCAAGAGAGCGAAUGACACGUCUUCGACACCUAGGAAAAGCUCUACGGAAGAGCUCAGGAGUAGUGGCAGAGAAGACAAUGGCAGAGAACAGUGGCAAUGAAGCAAAGAAAAGGCCGAAACUGCGAAAAAGAGAAAGAGCCCUGCUCAUUAAGAAAUUUUACCAACGACACCUAAAAAGAAAAGUUCUCGAACAACGUCGAAUUCGAAAUGAGGAACCGCUCGGGACGUCUUCAUUCACCAUAACUAUGAUGGUCAGGAGGCAGAUGGAGAACAACCCGCAUUCACGGAUGCUCGAAUCAGUAUGGUCAGAGAAACUAGAGCGCAGCGAUUCAUCGAACACUGAUGAGUUGCCGAUGAAGCCAACAAAUGCGGAUGCAGUGACAGCAAAUCAGAUCGGUGCACAGUUCCCGACGGAAUGGAAAACCGAAAAAAUUUUUAAAGGGGGGGGAACUCUCGGUUAA